Tinamus guttatus (white-throated tinamou) is the source of this 2647-nucleotide messenger RNA. NCBI's taxonomy places the organism in Eukaryota, Metazoa, Chordata, Aves, Tinamiformes, Tinamidae. The record is from RefSeq and is a predicted model, not a curated record.
UAUUUUACCACCCCUUGGAUUCAAUUUCUGUCGUAAUAUGGAGGUGGUUCAAUCAUCCUCUACAGAAUUCAUUAGUGCUGAGAAAUCCCUCAAAAAGAUACCCAGCAUCCUUCUGGACAGCCUGGUAGAGGAACCUGAAGAAAGACAUGCUGUCCCCAACCACCUGCUGGAAUCCAGGACUUACUCCAAACUUCAGAGGAAUGAAGUCAUCCAGGCUGAGCCUGCUGUGUUGCACUAUGGAGGGUAUAAAAUUGGAAAACAUCACCAGCAGACGCUAAAGCUGAUAAAUAUUUCUGGUGAUGUAAUAAACCUUCACAUUAUACCACCCCAGACAAAGUAUUUCCAGAUUAAAUACAACAAAACACACCGUCUUGUCCCUGGCUUGUCAUUUGUGGUUACUGUUGACUUUUGUCCUGAUGAGUGGCGAUAUUACUAUGAUUGCAUCCGAAUUCAUUGUCAGGGAGAAGAUACAUUACUCAUUCCUGCGCAUGCCUACCCUGCUGUGAAUGUUGUAGAAUUUCCAUCAUUUAUAAAUCUGUCUGAUGUAUCAGUUGGACAGAGUAAGGAAUAUGUUAUACCUUUGCAGUGCAGCUGUCCAAUAGAUUUUGAAUUCCACAUUGAUUUCAUUCAGCGGCACAAAGCCUUCACUGUCCAGCCAACAUCUGGAAUCAUUCCAGGUAAUGGGAAAGUGGAAGUAACUGUGAAAUAUUCUCCACUUCAGUAUGGAACAGCGCACAUGAAAAUGCAGUUGUGGAUUUCACAGUUUCACUCAAAACCCUAUGUAUGUGUAUUCACAGGAACAUCAACACCCCAUCUAGGUCUAAUAAAAGAAGAAUUCGAAAAACAAACAAGUCCUUCAAAGAAAAAAGCUGUGUCUGCAGGAAAAUCACUGGUGUGGAGAAGAGACCAGUCCAGUCAGCCACGAUCCAGGCCUAUUCAAAAAGUAAAGGAAAUUGAAUACCAAAACCUCAGAUUCCCCACAGACUUGUCAAAUCCACAUGCUGUGGCAACUGUUUUGAAUCAGGAACCAGGCAAAUUGAAGAUUAAGGACUUAAAAGAAGUCCUUCGCCAAGGCAAUGAAGGGACAAAAACAAGACAGAUGAAGGAAGCUGUAUUUGAACAAAAAGUUAAACAAGCUGUGCAAGAAGAGGAGGAGAACCAUAUGAAGUGGCAAGUUCAUAAAGGCAAAGAUCCAAUGUCUAUGAAAUUUAAAAAAGAGAUUAUUGAAAACCGACAGAGGGAAGAAGAACAAUACAAGAUCCAAAGAGGAGAUCCUAUCCUAGAAAAGGAGUUUCAAAGGAACAAAGUAGAAGUUUCUGUCAGACGUGUUAUCCGGCCUGUUCAGCAGCUUUGUUUACAUUGUCCAAGUAUCCUUCCUACAUUUGACUUGCUCCGUAAUGACCCUUGGGACAAGAGAAACAGGAUGUUGAGAAAAUUCCAACAAGCAGCAUACAAGAUUGUGAUUCAAAUUCGACAAAAUCGCUUGCUACAUUUGUUCCAUGAGCUAAACAGAGAAGCCAGAGGGUUGGAGGAAGUCUCUGGGUCUGAGAACAGGAGUUUCAACAAACCAGAGAAGUGUAAGGCCGUUUCUUCCAGCAUAUCCGAAGACCGUAUACUACCGUUUGAAUUCCCCAUUUACAGUUCCCCCCAGUUGCACUGUGAUUUGGCACCUGAUGCUCUUGGCCCGGUUCCAGUCAAAUCUGCAGAUGUGCAAGUGAGACACGUUCUUCCCUAUUACGACUUGAAGGUUCCUCAGCAUUUCCGCAUCAUGCGAUACCAGCCGUUCUGUACACACCAUGCGGCCACAAGUUACAAACCUCAGAAGCUUUCCCGACCACUGAGGCAGGGAGCCCAGGAUGAGUUGAUUCAAAUAAUUGCUUCUCCUGAGAGACAAGUGAAGUUGACCUCCCAGAGGGAGGAUUUUAGCAAGCAAUCUCCAGAAGUGGCAGAAAAGGAUAUCAGCCUCUUAAACCUGGUUCCUCCCCAGGCUUUAGUCCACCCCCUUGAGAGCAGCCCACUUCGUAUUUUUAAUCCCACUCCAGGUGUAUGUCCAGUUUUACCUCCUUUGCCCUAUUCUGAAACAAAUAUUGAAUAUCAUCUUUGUCCUCUUCCAAAAUAUACCUUUACCAAGGAAUGCCCCAAAAGAUCCAGCAUUCCAAUCACGCAGAAGAAAUUUCUACAUCAUAAGGAAGUGAUUCGUGGAGUAAUGAGCUGGAGAAGAUUUUUGCCAGUGGUGUAUUCUACAUUUUCCAACACUCCCACAUUGACAAGUACAAGAUCUAGGGAUCCUUACAGUUUGGAUAUGCUUCCAAGAAAUGUGCCACCAAUGCUGGAUGACUUACCUGAGAGAGACAGGGAAAAUAUAAAUGAUGAUGAGGUAGAUGAAGCUGAGUUUGAAGUGGUACUUACUCCAGACAUGGUAAGAGCUGAAUUUCCACAAAUUGGACAGGUGCUCUCAGAAGAAGGCAAAGAGAAAUCAGCAAAAGAAGAAAGUAAUAUAGUGCUGGAUGGCGCUUUUUCUAGAGAUCCACAAAACUAUACAGAUGGACGUUUUCAACCGCAGAACGAGCGGCUAAGGGAGAAGGUUCAAAAACAUGUGGAGAAAUUGAAGCUGAGUGCAAUUAAUAAAGCCCUUAUUCUGGAAUAA